AUGUCCAUCCAGCCCCUCCCCGCCUCCUCCGUCCGCGCCCUCACCUCCGGCCAAGCCCUCACCUCCCCCCCCUCCCUCAUCAAAGAACUCCUCGACAACUCCCUCGACGCCCACGCCACGCACCUCUCCAUCGAGCUCUCCACCAACACUCUCGACAUCCUGCAAGUCAAGGACAACGGGCACGGCAUCCCCCCCGCCGACCGCGGCGCCAUGGCAGUCCGCCACUGCACCAGCAAGAUCCGCGACUUUAGCGACAUUGCGAACUGCCGUACCCUGGGAUUCCGCGGGGAGGCGCUGGCCAGCGCGGCGGAGAUGGCGGGUGAGGGGAUGAUGAUUACGACGAGGGUGGAGGGGGAGAAAGUGGCCGUGUGUUGCAGUGUGGAUAAGACGGGGGCGGUGGUGGGGAGACGGCCGGUGGGGGCGGCGGUGGGGACGACGGUGAGGGUGGAAGGGUUUUUGAAGGGGCUGCCGGUGAGGAGAGAGAAUGCAUUGAAAAGCGCGCCAAAGUCAAUUGCGAAGCUACGGGCGCUACUGCAGCGCUACUACCUCUCGCACCCGCACUGUCGCUUCUCACUCCGCGUCCUAGCCGCACAGGGGAGCAAAGGCCGCACCGAGGACGUCGUCUAUGCACCCAGCAAGAGCGUUCCCGAAGCCGUUCAGAAAGCCGUCGGCAAAGACGUUGCCGCAGCCUACGCAGAGGGUGAAACAGAGCACCCAAUAACCCUCGAAGCCUUCCUCCCAAAACCCACAGCUUUGCCAGCCAUCAUCGCCAAGAAGCCGCAGUGCACAAACUUCGUCUUCGUGGACUCCCGCGCGGUGUCGUGCGCGCGCGGAACACUGAAGCAGGUGCUGGGCCUCUACAAAUCGUACCUCAAGGCUGCCCUGGCAGCGCCAGGGGUGGCAGACCCGUUUAUAUACCUCAAUAUCCGCUGUCCGCCAGGCUCCUACGACCCGAACAUCGAGCCGGCGAAGGAUGACGUCAUGUUCCAUGACGCCGGCGCUGUGCUUGCGGCUGUCGAGGGGAUGCUGAAGGCCUUCUAUGGCGAGCUUAAGAGCGAUGAUGGAGGUAGUAGUAGUGGCGCUAACAAGGGUAAAGCUGUGGAGGCGCCGCGAAAUGGCUUUGAGGUGCUGCUGGCGAGGAAACCGAAGGCCGUGGCAGUGCCGGCGCCAAGUGCGGGAACCCCCGGGGGGAAGAGGAGUGGGAGGUCGUAUGUAAGGCCGGUGCAGGAUGUGGAGUAUGAUGAGGACGAGGAGGAGCUUGCGGCAAGAGAGAUGGAUGCUGUUAUGGGUGGUGCUGAUGCUAGGUUUAUGGGUGUUGAUUUGCCGCCUGGGAGGUCGCUUUUACCGCCUGCGGUUAUGGUGAGGGAGGAGGGGGAGGAGGAGGAUCAGAUAAUCGGGGGGAUGGAAGACAUGGAGGAGGCAGCUGCAGCUGGGCCGUCUAAUGAAGUUGCACCAGCACUUCCCCCCACAGCGGCCACAGAAAUAGUACCAGUACCUGUAACCCCGCGCCGCAAGUCCACAAACUGGGGCUUCAACAUGUACGGCGGCGCCGAUGAAGACGACGAUUUCGAUGUCGAGGAGGAGGCAUAUAAGCCCCUGGAACCCACCGCCUCCGACAACGAAGAAACAGCACAAAGAGACAUCACGAUCUCGAACCCCUGGACCGCCGCGAAGAUAAACUCCCCAAUCGCCCGCGCAUCGCCGCAGCAGCAGCUGAGGAGGCCGUUUAAGCCGCCGUCGGGCGUCGUGUCGCCGGGGAAUAGAAGAAGUAGUAGGGGCAGGGCAGAUGCGCCGCCAUCGGUCAUCGUGUCGCCGGGUAAUAGAAGGAGUGAUAGGGGCAGGGCAGAUGCGCCGAUUUCGCCCGCUGCGAGUCCACCGGGUGGGCCCAGAGAGGGGACGGUCAGGAAAGGCGGUGAUGCGAACGCAGGCGUCAUGAGCUCUUGGGUCUCUGGACCUCGCAGAACGGGCGGUGAGGACGGCGAGGCGAGUGCACCGGCUAUGAGGAAAGGGUUCGUAUCCGCCGCCACGAUCUAUCACGACAACCCCGCCAACGACGACGACGACGACGACGAAGUUCCCCAUCGCGGGCGCACCAUGCCAGCGCCAAAACGCCGACGCCUCAACCAGGACCCUCCCUCGCCCGCAGACGACGAACCAGCGUCUGCACUAGCCAGCCCGCCCAAAUCGUCCCCCCAUAAAAACAGAUUCCUCGCCGCGACGGCCGCGCUGCACUCACCCGCCCACCAACAGACGACGCUGACGGGCGAGCCGCCCGUGCUCCUGCCGGCGCCGGAGCAGGCGCGGCGCUCAAAGUCGCGGCGGCGCACAAAGACGCUGCUGCCGCUGGAGACGGUGCCGGAGCUGGUGAUGCAGACGCAUAUGUUGCGGUGCAGGGUGGCGUUGGAUGCUGCACGGCUGAGGGGGGUGGUGGGGGGGUUGAGGGCGUGGGAUGGGUAUGUUUGUGGGAGUGCUGCUGCGAUGCGCGGGGAGGGGGAGGAGGGGGUGGAGCGGGUAGGUGAUGACACGUUUUGGUGUGAGGGGGGGGAGAGGGAGGGGGAGGCGGGGGUGCUGGGGGCGUGGUGGAGAGGUGGUUGGCGGGGUUUGGGGUGGGUGUUGGGGGGUGGGAGUGGGGUGGGGAGGAGGGGGCGAGGGUGUUGGUUGCGGUGGAUGCGUGAUGAUUAG
Morchella importuna is the source of this 2682-nucleotide messenger RNA. RefSeq lists its product as uncharacterized. Gene Ontology annotation, cellular component: MutLalpha complex. Gene Ontology annotation, molecular function: ATP hydrolysis activity; ATP binding; ATP-dependent DNA damage sensor activity. The record is from RefSeq and is a predicted model, not a curated record. The coding region runs from base 1 to 2682 and encodes 893 amino acids. The transcript has 4 exons. Gene Ontology annotation, biological process: mismatch repair. Lineage: Eukaryota; Fungi; Ascomycota; Pezizomycetes; Pezizales; Morchellaceae.